Molecule: messenger RNA, 3252 nt
Organism: Rattus rattus (black rat)
Lineage: Eukaryota; Metazoa; Chordata; Mammalia; Rodentia; Muridae
Gene: Ern1
Product: endoplasmic reticulum to nucleus signaling 1
Exons: 22
Coding region: 173-3106 (977 amino acids)
Biological process (GO): mRNA processing; intrinsic apoptotic signaling pathway in response to endoplasmic reticulum stress; IRE1-mediated unfolded protein response
Cellular component (GO): IRE1-TRAF2-ASK1 complex
Molecular function (GO): ATP binding; protein serine/threonine kinase activity; RNA endonuclease activity
Source: RefSeq, a predicted model, not a curated record
ACAAGGCACUUAUAGGGCUGGAAAUGGGGGUGUCGCCGCCGCCCAGUCAGCUCCGUGUCCACCGAUCCUCCGCCGGUGCCGCGCUGUCGUCGCGGCGCCCCAGUCCAGCCCUCUGUCCGCGCGGUCCCCAACACCGACCGGCGGGGCCCAGAGUCAGGGCCACGUCCCCACCAUGCCGGCCCGGUGGCUGUUGCUCCUGCUGGCGCUGCUGCUAUUGCCACCCGGUCCCGGGAGUUUUGGAAGAGCCAGCACAGUAACACUGCCUGAAACCUUGUUGUUUGUUUCCACCCUGGAUGGAAGUUUGCAUGCUGUCAGCAAGAGGACAGGCUCCAUCAAGUGGACUUUAAAAGAAGAUCCAGUCCUGCAGGUCCCAACACACGUGGAAGAGCCUGCUUUCCUCCCAGACCCCAAUGAUGGCAGUCUGUACACACUUGGAGGCAAGAACAAUGAAGGCCUGACGAAACUUCCCUUUACCAUCCCGGAAUUGGUUCAGGCAUCCCCAUGCCGAAGUUCAGAUGGAAUUCUCUACAUGGGUAAGAAGCAGGACAUUUGGUAUGUCAUCGACCUCCUGACUGGCGAGAAGCAGCAGACUUUGUCAUCAGCCUUCGCAGACAGUCUGUGCCCGUCAACUUCCCUUCUGUAUCUUGGACGGACAGAAUACACCAUCACCAUGUAUGACACCAAGACCCGGGAGCUCCGCUGGAAUGCCACCUAUUUUGACUAUGCAGCCUCACUUCCCGAGGAUGACGUGGACUACAAGAUGUCCCACUUUGUGUCCAAUGGCGAUGGACUGGUGGUAACUGUGGACAGUGAAUCUGGGGAUGUCUUGUGGAUCCAAAACUAUGCCUCUCCUGUGGUGGCCUUCUACAUCUGGCAGCGGGAGGGCCUGAGAAAGGUGGUGCACAUCAACGUUGCUGUGGAGACCCUACGCUAUUUGACCUUCAUGUCUGGGGAAGUGGGGCGCAUCACCAAGUGGAAGUAUCCAUUCCCCAAGGAGACAGAGGCCAAGAGCAAACUGACGCCCACUCUGUAUGUGGGGAAGUACUCCACCAGCCUCUAUGCCUCGCCCUCGAUGGUGCAUGAGGGGGUCGCUGUUGUGCCUCGAGGCAGCACUCUUCCUUUGCUCGAAGGACCCCAGACAGAUGGUGUCACCAUUGGAGACAAAGGAGAAUGUGUGAUCACUCCCAGCACAGACCUCAAGUUUGACCCUGGACUCAAAGGCAAGAGCAAGCUGAACUACCUGAGGAAUUACUGGCUUCUCAUAGGACACCAUGAAACUCCUCUGUCUGCAUCCACCAAGAUGCUGGAGAGAUUUCCUAACAAUCUUCCCAAACAUCGAGAAAACGUGAUUCCUGCUGAUUCGGAGAAAAGGAGCUUUGAGGAGGUUAUCAACCUAGUUGGCCAGACUUCAGAAAACACACCAACCACCGUAUCUCAGGAUGUAGAAGAGAAGCUGCCCCGUGCCCCCGCCAAGCCAGAGGCCCCCGUGGACUCCAUGCUCAAGGACAUGGCUACUAUUAUCCUGAGCACCUUCCUGCUGGUCGGAUGGGUGGCAUUCAUCAUCACUUACCCCCUGAGCAUGCAUCAGCAGCGCCAGCUCCAGCACCAGCAGUUCCAGAAGGAACUGGAGAAAAUUCAGCUCCUUCAGCAACAGCAGCUGCCCUUCCACCCACACGGAGACCUUACCCAGGACCCUGACUUCCUGGAUUCAUCUGGCCUCUUCUCGGAGAGCUCAGGCACCAGCAGCCCCAGCCCAUCCCCCAGAGCCUCCAACCACUCACUCAACUCUAGCAGCUCUGCCUCCAAGGCUGGCACCAGUCCCUCCCUGGAGCCGGAGGACGAGGAUGAGGAAACCAGAAUGGUGAUUGUUGGGAAAAUCUCAUUCUGCCCCAAGGAUGUCCUGGGCCAUGGAGCUGAGGGCACAAUCGUAUACAAAGGUAUGUUUGACAACCGUGAUGUGGCCGUGAAGAGGAUCCUCCCUGAGUGUUUUAGCUUUGCAGACCGAGAGGUCCAGCUGCUUCGCGAAUCAGAUGAGCAUCCGAAUGUGAUCCGCUACUUUUGCACAGAGAAGGACCGGCAGUUCCAGUACAUUGCCAUUGAGCUGUGUGCAGCUACCCUGCAGGAGUAUGUGGAGCAGAAGGACUUCGCCCACCUUGGCCUAGAGCCCAUCACCUUGCUUCAUCAGACCACCUCAGGCCUGGCGCACCUGCAUUCCCUCAACAUUGUUCACAGAGACCUGAAGCCCCACAACAUUCUCCUCUCCAUGCCCAACGCACAUGGCAGGAUCAAGGCGAUGAUCUCAGACUUUGGCCUCUGCAAGAAGCUGGCAGUGGGCAGGCAUAGUUUCAGCCGCCGUUCAGGGGUGCCUGGCACUGAAGGUUGGAUCGCCCCAGAGAUGCUGAGUGAAGACUGCAAGGAGAACCCUACCUACACAGUGGACAUCUUCUCUGCAGGCUGUGUCUUUUACUAUGUCAUCUCUGAGGGCAACCAUCCUUUUGGCAAAUCCUUGCAGCGGCAGGCCAACAUCCUCCUGGGCGCCUGCAGCCUUGACUGCUUCCACUCAGACAAGCACGAGGACGUCAUUGCUCGUGAGUUGAUAGAGAAAAUGAUUGCAAUGGAUCCGCAGCAGCGACCCUCGGCAAAGCGCGUGCUAAAACACCCGUUCUUCUGGAGCCUGGAAAAGCAGCUCCAGUUCUUCCAGGAUGUGAGUGACCGAAUAGAAAAGGAGUCCUUGGAUGGCCCGAUCGUGCGGCAGUUGGAGAGAGGCGGGAGAGCUGUGGUUAAGAUGGAUUGGCGGGAGAACAUCACUGUCCCCCUGCAGACAGAUCUGCGCAAAUUCAGAACCUAUAAAGGUGGCUCCGUCCGGGAUCUCCUCCGAGCCAUGAGGAAUAAGAGACACCACUACCGGGAGCUCCCUCUGGAGGUUCAGGAGACGCUGGGCUCCAUCCCUGAUGACUUCGUGCGCUACUUCACAUCACGUUUCCCCCACCUCCUCUCUCACACCUACCGAGCCAUGGAACUGUGCAGACAUGAGAGACUCUUCCAGACCUACUACUGGCACGAGCCCACAGAAGCCCAGCCUCCAGGGAUUCCAGAUGCCCUCUGAGCGAGGGCAGCCCUCUGGUCUGGUGGCCCCAACAAGGACCAUGGGCCUGAUCUCUGCGGUCGUAGCUCAUUGCCUCUGGGAUUAGCAGGAAGAUAAGCUUCUCAAACCAAGUGCCUUGAGCUGCUGAUCUGCAGCCAGAGAGGAGC